AUGACCUUCUCAACCACAGCUCCCAGCUCUGCGCCGGCGCAACUAGGGAGCACAUCUCCGUCGUUGAAUAAAGAUUUGAUCCCGCAAUCGAGAGAAAUGGGGGAUGUCAUUCCGAACCGGACACCACCGGCUAGUCAGGAAAAGCCCGAGGCGAAGCCAUUUGCACACUUCGUUGCUGGUGGGCUGGGAGGUAUGACCGCAGCAACCCUCACUUCGCCGCUUGAUGUCUUGAAGACGCGCCUACAGUCCGACUUUUACCAGGCGCAGCUACAGGCUCUACGCGCCGCGAAACCUUCGCCCGCCCCAACUUCCAAUGCCUUGGUCUCUCUCACCCGGACCGCUGGCAUGCAUUUUAGCGAAACCUUCCAGAUCCUCCGCUCAAUACACGUUCAUGAAGGAUGGCGCGCACUAUUCAAGGGACUAGGACCGAACUUGAUCGGUGUCGUGCCUGCACGCGCUAUAAACUUCUACGUCUAUGGAAACGGCAAACGUAUCCUAAGCGAUUACUUUGAUUACCGGACAGCCGAGCAAACUCCUAUGGGCAUUCAUCUGGCCGCUGCGGCAAUCGCCGGCAUCGCUACAGGUACGGCAACCAACCCGAUCUGGCUGGUCAAGACACGUUUGCAACUGGAUAAGUCCAAUGCGGAAAUUGGAAAGAGCCGUCAGUACCGCAACAGCUUCGACUGUGUUAAACAAACUGUGCGCCAUGAAGGCAUCCGCGGUCUCUACCGCGGCCUAUCCGCAUCCUAUCUGGGCGUGACGGAGUCAUCUCUCCAGUGGGUGAUGUACGAACAGAUGAAAAUGUAUCUAGCCCGCCGUGAUGCUCUUAAGCAAGCCGACCCGGCGUACGAUUACACUUCAUGGGAUUCGGCGGAACUGUGGGGAGGACGAAUCACUGCGGCUGGUUUGGCCAAGCUGGUUGCAGCUGCUAUCACCUACCCACACGAGGUCGUUCGGACGCGUCUGCGUCAGGCACCGACCGUCUCGUUGGGCAAUGGCAAGGUCGAGAUGAAGUACACCGGCUUGGUGCAGUGCUUCAAGACUGUCUGGAAGGAAGAAGGAAUGGUCGCUAUGUAUGGGGGCCUAACGCCACACUUGCUUCGUGUCGUCCCCUCUGCUGCGAUUAUGUUCGGAAUGUACGAGUUCAUUCUGCGAAUAUUCGGCACAACAUCAUAA
This is a messenger RNA of Penicillium egyptiacum, 1176 nucleotides long. NCBI's taxonomy places the organism in Eukaryota, Fungi, Ascomycota, Eurotiomycetes, Eurotiales, Aspergillaceae. The record is from the annotation of a GenBank genome assembly.